AUGCCAGGUGCGCGUUUCCCCGCCGCCAGCAUUUCUCUUACCACACGCCCGCUGCUGGCGGUUGCACCGUCCGCCCGCUUCGCCUCGGGCAGGAGCAACGGCGAGGCGGCUCCCGAAGAGCUCCAGGCGGCGCGCAAGUGGCUCGCGCAGCUGCAUGCAGAGACUAUUCCCAAAGGCAUCGGCGAGUUGAGCUUCAGCAGGUCUUCCGGCCCCGGCGGCCAGAAUGUCAACAAAGUGAAUUCUAAAGCUACUUUGAAAGUGCCCCUCGAUGCACUUCUGGAACACGUGCCCAGCGCCCUUCACCGUGACAUCAGGACGUCUCGCUACGUGGCUGAGCGGUCCAGUGCCAUCAUCAUCCAGGCCGAUGACAGCCGUAAGCAGAACGACAACGCCCACAGUUGCUACAAGAGGCUCUACGAAGCCCUCGUCGAGGCGGGCCACGCUGCUAUACCCGGCGAGACGUCGGCCGAACAAGCCAAACGAGUCAAGGAUUUACAAGAGUCUGAGAACGAGCGGCGGCUCAAGACUAAGAAACAGCAUAGCGCCAAGAAGAGCUCGCGAAGAGGUCGCGGUGACGAUUGA
Messenger RNA from Didymosphaeria variabile, 582 nucleotides. RefSeq lists its product as uncharacterized. The transcript has 3 exons. Gene Ontology annotation, molecular function: translation release factor activity. Gene Ontology annotation, biological process: mitochondrial translational termination. The record is from RefSeq and is a predicted model, not a curated record. The coding region runs from base 1 to 582 and encodes 193 amino acids. Gene Ontology annotation, cellular component: mitochondrial large ribosomal subunit. Lineage: Eukaryota; Fungi; Ascomycota; Dothideomycetes; Pleosporales; Didymosphaeriaceae.